AUGAUUUCUGUGCUCUCUGCUUGUGCUAACGGCAUUAAGUGUGUAAAAAUCGGGAGGCAGCUUCACGGGCUUAUAGUGAAACUUGAAUUAACUUUUGACACAAAGGUUGGGACUGGCCUUGUGGAUAUGUACUCGAAAUGCGGUUCUUGGGAGUGUGCAUAUGAUGUGUUUAUCGAAUUGGGAAAUAAAAGAAAUUUGGUGACCUGGAAUUCUAUGAUAGCAGGUAUGAUGUUACACGAUCAGUGUGAGAAGGCUGUUGCUCUUUUUAUCGAGUUAGAGAGUGAGGUAGGGCUCAAAGCUGAACCAGCAACGUGGAACUCAAUGAUUGGCGGGUUUUCUCAGCUGGGAAAAGCAGACGAAGCUUUUCUGUUCUUCAGGAAAAUGCUUUCUAGCGGCAUAAAACCGAACUUGCGGUGUGUAACUAGCUUACUUUCAGCUUGCUCGUCUCUAUCCGCGCAAAAUUAUGGGAAACAGAUCCAUGCAUAUGUUGCAAGAACAAAUAUCGUUGAUGAUGAUUUUUUGGCUACGGCCAUAAUCGACAUGUAUAUGAAGUGCGGACUGCCUUCCUGGGCACAUACAUUUUUCGAUAUGUUUGAUAAAAAACCUAAAGAUCCAGCAUUUUGGAAUGCAAUGAUUUCGGGAUAUGGAAAGCAUGGGAUGAAUGAAUUUGCUUUCGAAAUCUUCGGUCAAAUGGUCCGAGAAAAAAUCAAGCCGAAUUCAGUUACUUUCAGUUGCCUUCUUUCCGCGUGCAGUCACGUGGAUCGAGUCGACAUGGGUUUCCAAAUUUUCAGAUUAAUGAUUGUGGAAUUUGGUGUGAGUCCAAGUUCAAAGCAUAUGGGCAUCUUGAUUGAUCUGCUCAGUCGUUCGGGAAAGCUGGAUGAAGCCUUCGAGCUCCUCCAGGGGACGAGUGAGAAUUCGGCUGCCAUGAUGGCUUCUGUACUCGGGUAUUCGGAGAUGCAUUUGGAUUCCAGGAUGGGAGAGGAGAUGGCCCGGAGGAUCCUAGAAUUAGAGCCCGAAAAUCCAGUUCCGUUUGUUGUUUUAUCUAAUAUUUAUGCGGGUCAAGAUAGGUGGAAAGAUGUGCACAGGAUUAGGGAGUUGAUAAACGAGAAGGGGCUCAGGAAAGUCCCGGGCCUCAGUUCAGCUGCAACCCUCAACCCCUCACACUUUUUCACGCCACAAUAUACAUUGAUCGCAAAACUCGCUCCCCGUAUCUAUCAUUCAUCGUCCAUAAUCACCAUCAUCUCAGCCCUUCCAUUCGCCCCAGCCAGCCCUCUCUCGCUGGUGGAUAAUCAACGGACUCACGCGACCACCACAACCCACGCGAGGAGCGCAAAGCAGCACCCCGAGAUCCCACGAUUAACAUCAUCUCGCCAUCGACGAUCGGAUAGAGGCAGCAAAAGGCCAAGCGGUUGUGCACCACCUCUUCCGUUCAACGAGCAGCAGCGGCCUCGUCAUCGCCACGUGAUGGCCUUUGAGCAGGCCAGGGAGUUUAGGCUUCCACGUACCAGCCCUACACGUGAGCAGACCGAGGGCCGAAGGUCGUGA
This is a messenger RNA of Striga hermonthica, 1545 nucleotides long. The record is from the annotation of a GenBank genome assembly. Lineage: Eukaryota; Viridiplantae; Streptophyta; Magnoliopsida; Lamiales; Orobanchaceae.